AUGGUGAAGCUGGGGAGUAAUUUAAACGACAAGAACAACAAACAACCAUCCAACGAAGAUGGUUUUCAGACAGUUCCUUUGAUCACACCUUUGGAAGUAAAUCACCUGCAGUUCCCAGCUCCGGAAAAGGUAAUUGUGAAAACAAGAACAGAGUAUCAGCCUGACCAGAAGAACAAAGGAAAACUCAGAGUGCCCAAAAUUGCUGAAUUCACAGUCACUAUUCUCAUAAGCCUGGCUCUUGCCUUCCUUGCCUGCAUAGUGUUUCUUGUGGUAUACAAAGCCUUUACUUACGACCACAGUUGCCCAGAUGGAUUUGUUUAUAAGCACAAGCGGUGCAUCCCGGCCUCGCUGGAUGCGUACUACUCCGCACAGGAUUCCAACUCCCGGGGCAGGUUCUACACCGUCAUCAGCCACUACAGCAUGGCCAAGCAGACCAGCUCCCGGGCCGUAUCGCCCUGGCUGUCUUCAGGAUCGGUAAACCACGAAGCCAAGGCUGCCAAGACAGAAGGUCAUUAAAGUUAACAAACGGUGAUGGGCAAAGUGGGAGGGUGAGGGAACACCAUGUCUAUACUGCAUUGCUCUAGCUGAGGGUGCUGUGCUGACAGCACAACAGGAAUAAAUAAAACCCAAGUGCAGGAGUCAUCUUAAUGGAUAUUUCUUUUCGUGCAUUGUUCUCGUUGAUUUGUAACUGAGUCCAGCUCUUGUACAAAGGCAUGUUUGAUGUUGACUGUACCUUACAAUGUACAAAUAUUUUUAAAUCAUUGCUUAACUAUUUGUUAGAAAAAGAAAUUAAAAAACAAAAAAAGCAAAUUAGAUAAACAGCCAGAGAGGAUAAAAACAGCAAAUAGAAUCCCGCAAAGUUUUAUCAUUGCUGGAAAGCUGUGACAUGGCUUUGCAUGUGAAGGAACAGCUGAAAUCCUUUUGAGAGAGAGGGUAGAGAGAACCAGUUGCAAAGACUUUGUGAUGUUGCUCAGCUUGCCGAAGGGGGGGUGUGUUGCUGUCAAAUUGAAUCCAGCAUCAGUGUUCAUUUCCUGA
Tauraco erythrolophus (red-crested turaco) is the source of this 1035-nucleotide messenger RNA. The record is from RefSeq and is a predicted model, not a curated record. Lineage: Eukaryota; Metazoa; Chordata; Aves; Musophagiformes; Musophagidae.